This is a messenger RNA of Gossypium raimondii (Peruvian cotton), 825 nucleotides long. RefSeq names its product 60S ribosomal protein L12-3. Bases 83 to 583 code for a protein of 166 amino acids. Gene Ontology annotation, biological process: translation. The record is from RefSeq and is a predicted model, not a curated record. Lineage: Eukaryota; Viridiplantae; Streptophyta; Magnoliopsida; Malvales; Malvaceae. Gene Ontology annotation, cellular component: ribosome; cytosolic large ribosomal subunit. The transcript has a single exon. Gene Ontology annotation, molecular function: large ribosomal subunit rRNA binding; structural constituent of ribosome.
ACCCCUCAACACUCUUCUCAUUUCCUCUUCGCCGCCGCCCCGAAAGCCCAGUUUCUCUCCUCUCAAAUUCCGACCCCUAAACAUGCCGCCGAAGUUCGACCCAACCCAAGUCGUCGACGUAUUCGUGCGAGUCACCGGCGGUGAAGUCGGAGCAGCCAGUUCACUCGCACCCAAAAUCGGUCCUUUGGGUCUAUCCCCCAAGAAAAUUGGUGAAGACAUCGCUAAGGAAACCGCCAAGGAAUGGAAGGGCUUACGCGUCACCGUCAAGCUUACUGUCCAGAACCGGCAAGCUAAAGUCACUGUAGUCCCAUCCGCCGCCGCUCUGGUCAUCAAGGCUUUGAAAGAGCCUGAAAGGGAUCGUAAGAAGACGAAGAAUAUUAAGCAUAAUGGGAAUAUUAGCCUUGAUGAUGUGAUCGAGAUCGCGAAAGUCAUGAAGCCUAGAUCCAUGGCUAAGGACCUGAGAGGAACCGUGAAGGAGAUUUUGGGAACUUGUGUUUCCGUUGGGUGUACGGUUGAUGGGAAAGACCCCAAAGAUCUGCAGCAGGAGAUCUCCGAUGGGGAAAUUGAUGUUCCCUUGGAGUAAAACCAAAUGAAAGAAACUGGGUUUUUCUCUUCUGCUUUACUUAAUUGUUUUCUUUUCAAAAGUUUGUGUUUUAUAAGUUCUUUAGGUAGUUGUUAAAAAGAUGAUAAUGAUUAAGUUUCCUAGGGGGUUUAAUGAUUAAGGAAAUUGUCUAGCUGGUGAGCCUAUGUUCUGAAUUUUGCUUAUUGUGGAACUUCAUACUUGGAUGAAAUUUUCAAUUUUGAUGAAUGCAUUUUUCAACUGCA